UUUUGAUAACAAAAAAUUGAAUCAACACAAAAUAAAUAAAACAAAGUUUCAAUUUUACACUCUUUUUUAUAAUAAAAAUCAAAUUUUCGAAGACAUCGGUUCAAGUUUAAAAAUUUUACUUCACUCUAAAAGCUCCGUAUUUCAUCACAUUCAAUUCUUUCAAAUUACCGUUGUAAAUGUGUGAUGCGUCAAUAGAAAAUGUCUCCACCUGAAUUUAAAAAAGACGACAAACGUUCCAAGAUGCCCAAAUUGGCUCCUCUUUCACCAAGCCCCGUAUUGGAUAUAAGCGACGAUGAAUUGGUUUCUAUUUCCGUUCGAGACCUGAACAGGCAACUUAAAAUGAGAGGAUUAACUAAAGAAGAAGUUAUACGUAUGAAACAAAGAAGACGUACGUUGAAAAACAGAGGAUACGCUGCUAGUUGUCGAAUCAAACGUAUCGAACAAAAAGACGAACUGGAAUCGGAAAAGUCGCAAGAAUAUCGUGAUAUGGAAAGAAUGCAGCAGGAUAAUAAUAUAAUGAGAGAAGAAAUAGAAGCAAUGAUAUUCAAAUACGAAGCUUUAAAGAAAUUCGCAGUAAUGAAGAAAAUACCCAUCCCUAUGGAGCUUGAAAAUGUUCGAUAACACGAUCACUUGAUCGGUAAUGCGGAUAUACCUAAUAAUUUAAGCACAAAUUCAUCAUCGUUUUUUUUUUGUUUUUUUUUUUACUAUAACGUAGAUCCUCCAAAUACCUCUUUUACUAUACGAAUACGACGCGACGGAUAUUUGUUACUCUUUUUUUCGCUAUUUUUUAAGGUUUCUCAUUUUUUGAAAAUAAUUUCAUCGAGUGUUGUACAUUUUUCCUUUUUUGUAAUUCAUGUUUCUUAUGACUUUUUUAAGAAAAGAAAUUCAUACGGUUGAAUAAAGUAUUUUUUAAUAUUAAA
Messenger RNA from Planococcus citri (citrus mealybug), 920 nucleotides. RefSeq names its product transcription factor MafK-like. NCBI's taxonomy places the organism in Eukaryota, Metazoa, Arthropoda, Insecta, Hemiptera, Pseudococcidae. Gene Ontology annotation, biological process: regulation of transcription by RNA polymerase II. Gene Ontology annotation, cellular component: nucleus. The record is from RefSeq and is a predicted model, not a curated record. The transcript is spliced from 4 exons. Gene Ontology annotation, molecular function: DNA-binding transcription factor activity, RNA polymerase II-specific; RNA polymerase II cis-regulatory region sequence-specific DNA binding. The coding region runs from base 199 to 621 and encodes 140 amino acids.